AUGAUAUCUUCCUUGACAAUUGCUACCUUUCAGGGUAGCUUUGGUAGCUCCUUAUUGAAGGAGGUGAUUCAAACAAAAUCUGCUAAAAAUAUUGCAGUGUCCCCAUUAGCUGUGGAGACAUGCCUUGCUAUGAUUCGCAUGGGAGCUGAGGGAGAAACAGCACAAAAUUUAGACCAAGUUUUGAAUAACACAAGUAAAGACUUCAGUUUCAUAAUUGAUACAUACCACAACGAAUUAAAAAAGUAUACGAGUAGCAAUGUUUUAAAACUGGCCAACAAAAUGUAUGUCAUAAAUAAACAUCCCAUAAAUAAAGACUUUGAGGCAAUACUCUCCAGCCAAUUCUUUACAAAUGUGGAGAAUAUAGAUUUUAAAAAAACAAAGGAGACUGCUGAGACAAUAAAUCAUUGGGUCGACUCAAAAACUGGAAACGCAAUAGCAGAUUUAGAGGAGAAUUUAAAACCCACCACAGAUUUGCUGCUUGUGAGCACAGUGAAUUUUAAUGGCAAAUGGAAAACGGAAUUCAAUGAGAAAUGGACCAAACCCGAUAAAUUCUACAUAGAUGAGAAUGAUAACUACAUAAUGUUACCCAUGAUGAAAGUUCGUUCAUAUUUCCGUUAUGGCAGACAGUCGGCAAUGAAUGCUGGUGCGAUAUUGUUGCCAUAUCAGGAUUCUGGUCUAUCAAUGUUGAUUGUGGUGCCAUUCCGUGCCGAUGGUUUAGAUAAAGUUCUGAAUACAAUGAAGUCGUUGGAUAUGCCAUCAUUUGUUGCAAACAGUGUCUUUCAAAGAAAGAGAAUUGAAUUUCGUAUGCCGAAAUUUAAGGUGGAAUUUAGUGGCAAUUUAAGUGAGAGCCUAAAGAAGAUGGGUUUAACAAAAAUAUUCGAAAGUGGAGAUUUUGGUCAAAUGCUGGCGUCCUCCGAACCCUUAGCCGUCACCGAAAUAAUUCAUCAAACAACCAUUGAAGUUGGCGAGGCAGGAAAUCCAGCUCCUCCUGCAUCAACUGCAGACCAUUAUAGCCGUAAUAACCCGUUCUUCAGGUUUAGCGCCGAUGGACCAUUUUAUUAUGCGAUUUUGAAUAAGGAUUUUGUACCUUUAAUUGAGGGAGUAUUUGUUGGAAAAUAA
Molecule: messenger RNA, 1119 nt
Organism: Musca vetustissima
Lineage: Eukaryota; Metazoa; Arthropoda; Insecta; Diptera; Muscidae
Product: antitrypsin-like
Exons: 3
Coding region: 1-1119 (372 amino acids)
Molecular function (GO): serine-type endopeptidase inhibitor activity
Source: RefSeq, a predicted model, not a curated record